AUGAGCCAAGUCCGAGUUCGUCGCAGGGCUACAAAAGCCUGUCUAGGUUGCCGUGAACGGAAAGUCCGCUGUGAUGUUGUUAUAUGCGGGCCUCCUUGCACCAACUGCUAUCUAGACGGCAAGAGUUGCAUCAUCACUCAGAGGAUGAACAAACGCCGGCGGCCUCAAAGCCCCGAUGUACUUUGGGAUGUUUCCGGCAGCUCGUUCUCACCGUUGAGGGCGAAGAAGACGAGCAACUCUCCCGAGCACCUUGAACGCGGCGUCGCUGGGGCCUUUGCUUAUGGCAAUGCCUUCGGCCAAGGCGGUGACGCGGACACCAGUGCAGGGAUUCCUCUUGCCAACGCACCUAGUUCACCAGAUUCAACUGAUUCUCCGCUGCUUUGCCCUGUGCAAGCAGCCAAGACGCACAUAGCUUCAGCCAGGUCGAAUGAGGUGCACUACUCUGAUUACUCAUUCAUGACCAUGAGGAAUUGGGGCCUUCUUUCGCAACAAGAUGUCCACUUUCUGGACCUCAAGGGGUGCCUUCGUCUUCCACCCAAGGUCAUACUAGACGAGUUUAUGCGGCUGUAUUUCCUUCAUGUGCAUCCUCGUCUCCCAUUACUUGACGAAGGUAGCUUCUGGACUACGUAUUGCCUCGAUCCAGCUCCGGACCCACCCAACCAGGGCAUUUCCUUGCUUUUGAUGCAGGCCAUGAUAUUUGCAACCAGCGCUACGAUUCAAUGGUUGCUGAGAACUGAGGAGUUUGCAAUGCAAGCCACCAUUCAGAGUUUAGGGUUUACAGACAUUCGGCGAGCUAGGUCAACAUUCUACCAAAGAGCCAAGGUUCUUUUUGACUUCAAUGCAGAGUCCUCGCCCAUGGUGCUGUCUCAAGCCGCGCUCCUCCUCUCGUUUUGGUAUUCAAUGUCGAGAACAGGCCCUCAAAAGCCCAACAGCCUGUGGUUGAGCAUCGCAAUACACCACGCCCGAUGCCUGGGAGCCCACGAAGCCUGGGAGACUCCAGACCUCCCAGCCCAGUCGGAAGAAUCACACUUACUAAGACGAUUGUGGUGGUGCUGCGUCAUUCGUGACCGGAUUUUGUCAUUGGGCUUGCGACGAAGACUUCAGAUCACCAAGGUCCCGCCAGUCCUGCUCCCUUCUGAGUUUGAGAACGAAAUAAACCACUCAGAGGUCAUCAGACCGGAAAACAAGCGGAAGCUUGUGUGCAUUCUCUUAAGAGAAAUGGAAUUAUGCGGGCUUUUGACAGAUCUUCUAGAGCUUAUCUGCCUACCUGAUUGCUAUCGGGUGAAUUACACUCAAAAGGAGAUAGCCAAAUUGUCAGGCUGCCGUGAUGCCUUGCAAAAAUGGUUCAUCGUGACAAGCACCGUCAUUCCAACCCCACAGCUUGACAACAGGUUUCGUGACCAGUCAGUGAUUGUACAUGGCAACCUCAUGUACAUGUAUUACCAUUUCGAGUGUGGCCGAGAGGUUCAAGAAGCAAGUUUUAGCGUCAUGGAAUGUCUUGAAGAACUCACCCAACUAGGACUUGUCCAAUAUCUACCUCUCAGUGUGAUGGCUUUCAUCGCCUUUCCAUUACUUCUAAGCACACUGGAUCUGCAGGUUCUAGCUACGGCUAAUCUUCCCGCCAAAUUGGCAAAGAAAAAACACCGCUUCCAGGUCUUGGUGGACGCAAUGAAAGAGAUUGAGCCGCGCCACGAUGGCGUGGAAUUGAUACAUACUGCCAUCCGGCACCUCGUCAAUCUCGUCCAGGUGGACAAUGCUUUGACCUCGAACAGCCUGAUAACAGAAUUCACGGAUGUCUUGGCUUGGAAGCCUGGCAUUUACCUACGUCUGACACUGACUAUGGACUUGAGCUUAAGUCUCAUCAGGCUCCCAGAGGACAGGGACUUUCCCAUCGCCUUAAGGAGUAACUGUGGUCCUGAGGCUAAUCUGAUGCUUUCAUCAAUAUACCUGGAGUCGCAUCAGUCGACAGUGAGUUCAGAUGAAGUGCAAGUCCUUCAGGGGGAAGCAUAUCAAACUCCAGAUGAGGCGUCUGGCCCCUCGAUGUGUAUCACACGAGAGAAGACCAAUACGUCCCACCACCGUGCAAAUGACGCUGCGAUUGCUGGGAAUAUGUCUCAAUCAGGUGAUGAUCUGGCAUCACCAAGAUUCACAGACAAGCUUUUCCCCGAGGCUUCUUUGCCAACCCCUUGGGACGAUCAUGAGGCCACCAGCCCAUCAGUUACAGGCAACGAUCAUUUAAGUUCACUCAUAGACUCAACAUGCACUGCAACCCAUCAGCAUUGCACAGAUGGGACCGCCAGUCAGUUCGAUACCUUGGAAAGUCUUUGGGAGUGGGAAGAUAUGUACAUUAAGAAUUCGCCUGGACUUGUAGACAUAUUGUAG
This is a messenger RNA of Fusarium fujikuroi IMI 58289, 2382 nucleotides long. RefSeq names its product related to cutinase transcription factor 1 beta. The coding region runs from base 1 to 2382 and encodes 793 amino acids. Gene Ontology annotation, biological process: DNA-templated transcription; regulation of DNA-templated transcription. Lineage: Eukaryota; Fungi; Ascomycota; Sordariomycetes; Hypocreales; Nectriaceae. The transcript is spliced from 8 exons. The record is from RefSeq and is a predicted model, not a curated record. Gene Ontology annotation, molecular function: DNA binding; DNA-binding transcription factor activity, RNA polymerase II-specific; zinc ion binding.